ACACACACACACAUAUACUAGUGGCGGCCACAUUUUCGCAGCCUGCUCUUCAGACUGACAGCAGCAAACGGAGUUGAGAGGCAGCACGAUAGAGCAGGGGAGGAAGAGAAAGAGAAUUAGAAACAAGGGAGGCAUCCACAGAGGACACUACACAGGAUUCUUCUCCUUUAUCUCUCUGGGAGCCAUAAAAGGAUUCUCCCCUUCUUGAACUGAACUUGCUCUGCUGCUAAGAGGACCUGCACCCUGCUAUGGCAGCCCCAUUGGGACAUGAGAACACUGUCUCCCCCUUGUCUUGUUCCUCCCAUCGUUGGACUAUCCUCCUCUGGGCUCUGUUGACCCUUUCAAGCCAAGUGUGGGGCUUUAAUCUGGAUACUACACACACGCUGCAUAAGUUGGGAGACCAUGGCACCUUUUUUGGUUUCUCUCUAGCACUUCACCAGCAGCUUACCCCAGAGCCUCAGAGCUGGAUCCUCGUGGGGGCACCGCAGGCAGCGGGGCAGGGCCUGUUGCGGGGGAGCCGGCCAGGAGCCUUGUUCAGGUGUCCAAUCACGCCAGAGGAGUACGACUGUGAGAGGGUGGAUAUUGAUGGAGAAGUGAGUCUGGACAGAGAGAGCAAAGACAACCAGUGGCUGGGAGUCACUGUCAAGAGUCAGGGGAUUGGAGGGAAGGUGGUGACCUGCGCUCACCUGUACGAGCUCAGGCAACGCGUGAGUCAACCCUCAGAGACCCGUGACCCCAUUGGACGCUGCUAUGUCCUCAGUGAGGACCUGACAGAGCGAGACGACCUGGAUGGAGGGGAGUGGAAGUUCUGCGAGGGCCGGCCACAGGGACACGAGCAGUUUGGCUUCUGCCAGCAGGGACUGUCUGUCAGUUUCACUCCAGACAACAACUUCAUUCUGUUUGGGGCUCCAGGAACUUACAACUGGAAAGGUGAGAUGCGCGUCCAGCUCCUAAACCAGACUCUGCUCGAUCUCGGUUUCUAUGACGACGGGCCCUACGAGGUGGCAGAUCAGAAACAACUUAAUGCCCAGCUCAUCCCUGUGCCCUCCCACAGUUACCUGGGGUUUUCUGUGGACUCGGCUAUGGGGAUAAUGAGCCUUGGAGAGCUGACCUUUGUGGCGGGUGCACCUCGGGCCAAUCACACAGGGGCCGUGGUGCUGUUGAGGAAAGACAACGUAUACCGGCUGGUGCCACAGCACAUCUUCUGGGGGGAGGAGCUGGCGUCUUCAUUUGGGUAUUCGGUAGCUACGACGGAUCUAAACAAGGACGGCUGGACAGAUCUGAUUGUUGGAGCUCCAAAUUUCUUUGACCGUAAGGCAGAGAUUGGUGGAGCUGUGUAUGUGUACCUGAACCCCUUCGGUCACUGGGACGAUCAAGCUCGGCCAAUCCGUCUCAACGGGACGUACGACUCCAUGUUUGGAAUGACAGUCAGUAACAUAGGAGAUCUGGACCAGGACGGAUACGGAGAUAUUGCUGUGGGGGCACCGUUUGAUGGAGACGGCAAAGUUUUUAUCUACAGAGGCUCAGAUGCUGGAAUUGAAACAAAACCUGCUCAGGUGCUGGACGGUCGCGACUUUGAUGUGAGACGUUUUGGAUACUCCAUCUCAGGCGGUUUGGAUAUUGAUAAUAACCAGUACCCAGAUGUUGCGGUGGGCUCUCUCAAUGACUCAGUGGUUCUCUUCAGGUCUCGUCCAGUCAUCCAUGUGAUCAGAGAAAAAUCUAUCGACCCUCAGAACAUUGAUCUGGAACAGAACAACUGCAAGGGCAGAGAGGGAGUCUGCGUGGAGGUCAAGGCGUGCUUCACCUUCACAGCCCACCCAGAACACUACUCACCACACAUUACCCUAGUGGUGCUCUUUGAAGCCGACACUGAACGCAGGAAGCUGGGCCUCCCACACCGCGUUAACUUCCUGGGCCGCAGUUCUCUGGAGCCAGAGUACACUCAGACAGAAGAGGUGGAGCUGCAUCGGCAGCGUCACCCCGUGUGCACCACUGCUACCUUCCAGCUCCACGAGAACAUCCGUGACAAACUUCGUCCCAUCUCUCUGGCAAUAACCCACACCAUCAAGCCUGUGCCACCACGCAGACACUCAGGUGCCAAGAGGCUGGAGAAGCUGGCGCCUGUACUGAGUGUUUCUCCUUCUAAUACACUGCAUACGGAGGUGAACUUCCUGCGAGAAGGAUGUGGCGAAGACAAAAUCUGCCAGAGCAACCUGAAGCUGAGCUACCAGUUUGGAACACGACCCAUCACCUCUGACCUCUUCACCCCACUGCCAAAAGAUGAGGAUGAUGUGCAGGUGUUCUCCCUGUCAGACCAGCGGCUGGUGGUGCUGGAGAUCACCGUCACCAACAUGCCCUCUGACCCUCUAAGGCCGGAGGAGGAUGGAGAUGAUGCCCACGCUGCUCAGCUGCUUAUCUCCUUUCCAAACACCCUGUCGUAUGCUGGCUCCAGGGUCCCACCUCAGAUGAGAUGCCAAGCGAACCAGAAUGGCUCCCAAGUUGAAUGUGACCUGGGAAACCCUGUGAAAAGAGACACUAAGCUGAAAUUCACCAUCAACUUGAGUACAUCCAACAUCACAAUUGAGACCACAGAGCUGACGGCAGAUCUCUUACUGACAACGAUCAGUGAGCAGCCUGACUUGGCACCAGUCACAGCUUUUGCUAAAGUUGUGAUAGAGCUCCCUCUGUCUGUCAGUGGGCUUGCUCGUCCUCACCAGCUGUUCUUCAGUGGCACAGUGAGGGGAGAAAGUGCCAUGACCAGUCUAGAGGAAAUCGGCAGCCCUGUGGAUUUUGAGUUUGUGGUUGCUAAUCCUGGACAAGUCCUGCAGACACUCGGCUCGGCCUUCCUCAACAUCAUGUGGCCUUACGAGCUGGCCAAUGAGAAAUGGCUCUUGUAUCCUGCCAGCUUGAAGUUUGAGGGUCACCCAAACACCCAGUGCACCCCGACGGGGGCCUUAAAUCCUCUGCAGCUAUACAGCUCCUCAUCUGCAGAACUCCCACAGCCUGUCAAUCAUGUGGCGGGGCGAACACGCCGCUCCCACCCAGAGGAGGAAGGUCAAGUGAUGACAAAGGGCGAUGUGGGGCGAACCACCCCAGCUGUGGCAGCUUCAGAGAGACGCAAGUCGCUCAAACUGGAUUGUCUCUUGGGGUCGGCACGCUGUGUUCUGUUCCAGUGUCCCCUCCACAGCUUCUCCGGUCAGGCUGUCCUCAAGAUUCACGCCAGGCUGUGGAAUAGCAGUUUCAUAGAGGAUUUUCCAUCCGCCAGUGCUCUGGAGCUGCUGGUCAGAGCCAACAUCACUGUGAAGUCCAGCAUCAAACACCUGGUCCUCAAGGACGCAGCUGCACAGGUUCCAGUGAUGAUCUAUCCUGAACCUGGUCUCGCUGACCAGUACUGGAUCCCCUGGUGGAUCAUCCUUAUCGCUGUUCUGGCAGGCAUCCUGCUGCUGACUCUGCUGGUCUGCAUACUGUGGAAGUGUGGCUUCUUCCAGCGGGCCCACUACAAAGACAAAUUGCCUCAGUACCACGCGGUGAAGAUUCCUCGCGAGGACCGGCCACAGUUCCAGACUGAGAAGUCAGGAGUUGUCCAUAAAAAGGAAUGGGCCACGCACUGGACCGACGGGACCUCGUAACUCGCUUUGAAGCACUGACUGACUGAAUUAAUUCAAAUCACCAUGUGUGGCACGCAUUCUGUCUUUGCAUUGGAACUAACGGACUAAAAAAAGUGCACAUGGACUGAGAUCGUGACAUCUUGUGCACUCUGUACUGUGUCAGUACUUGUAAAUUGGUGGCCUGUUACAGUGUGACUGGAUCUAUACUCUUCCAUUCUGUAGCCUGAUGGCUGAUGGCUGGCCUAGCAUAGUCUAUUUAUACUGUGCAUCUAUAUCAGUGUGUUACUGUUAAUACUGAAGGCCAACUACAAUAUUAGAACCAGUCUAGCUGCUCAAGAUGCUUUGCAGCCUGCAGGAGGAGCACUGAUGCUCCCAAGGACUUCACUGUCUGUCAUCAGGACAAAGGAGGUCAGAAAAUCACAACUCAAAGACAUGCAUGAAUGCACAUACAGUAUAAUCUUAGAUGAUACAGACACACUGGACAAUAAUGAAGAAGCCACUGCCCAUGACAAAGACUACUUUUUUGCCUUAAUAACUACUGUAAGACUGACGACUGAUAUGGGCAAUGAAAAAUGCAUUUUUUAUAUAUAUAACUGUUGUUUUGGGAUUUUCUUUUAGUUAGCACUGGUAAACAUUGGGAAAAUGACAGUAUGUAAGAUAUCAUAUCAGUUACAUGUUGCAGAGCACUGAGUGUUGUUGUCUGGGCUUGCUGAUUACUCUGAAAUUAAGUUCACCUGAUGGUUUUUGUAUUUCCUUAUUCAAGGAAAAGAAAUGCCUUUUUGUGUCAAAAUUUUUUUCACUUUUUGUUAACAUGUCAGUCAAAUGUACUGUACAUAAGUCGUUUAUUGCCUGAGUGAACUUGAAUAAGAGCAAGAAAACCACAAUAUGACAACCACGGCCAUAGCACUGUAGUCGCAUGAAAAUCAAAUGUGUAAAGGAAAAAGCAAUAUUUAAAAUAUGGUCUGCACAUUUGUAAUAUAAGCAUUUAAGUCUCUGAAUUGGUGUAUAAAAGAAUUAUGUGUGAACACUCAAAUUAAAGGUCCAGAGUGUAAGAUUUAGAGGGAUUUAGUGGCAGCUAGUGGUGAGGAUUGCAGACUGCAACCAGCUGAAACUUCUGGUUAGAAUUCUGUCAGUCUUUGUGCAGUCAGUGUUCAUUGUUCAGGAGGUUUUUACGAGAAGCCGAGUUACCUGCAGAGGUCAAAUAGACCAGGGGUCUCAUUUAUAAACAUUGUGUAUGCACAAAACGAGGCCUGAAAGAUGUAUGCCACUUCCCACGCAAAAGUUGUGAUCUAUAAAAAAGACGAUGGGGGAAACUUUAUCCCAGGAGAAAGGAAAUUGGCGAUGCAGAUGAUGAGGUGGAAGCCUGAUUGAAGAAACUGUUUAUAUUGGUGCACGCCAUUUUUGGCUUUUGUCCGUAUGUAUAUUUUUAGUAUGGAUCCUAUGCAGUGUUUUAUAAAGAGACCCCUGGUGAUUUAAGCUGGUAAAAACAUUGAAUAAAGUGGUUUCACAUUACACUGUAGCCCUUUUAAAAUGGGAAUUGUGCAAAUUUGCAGGAAAGCCCAGUCAGUCUUUUUUCAGCAUUGGCAGAAUAAAAACAAAAUCGGGGAGUGUGGCAAAAUGCCGCCCGCCUACUUUUGUUUAUACAGAAUGCACCUUUUUCGGGGCAAUGGGGGGCGUGAGCAAGUUACAAAACGUGUAGCUCAGUGUGUGAUGUAACCAGUGACGUGGGAGGGAAGCUGCGGCUGGUCAGUCCUUCGGCGAUUCUCUCAUAAGUCAGCCCGUUCUUCAUCAGACGGUUAAUGGCCUCUUUGUUUGCGAGGACAAGGAGGCUGCACAAUUCCUUGUCUCCCCAGUUGCUCAUCUUUACAGUGUCUGUCAGGUUUGCGUUUCCCUCUUGCUACUAGCUGCUCGCUAAUUCCUGCUAUCAGCUGUUUCCUGUUUAUCCACCGCCAGUGGGUCGCAGGCGCGGCGUCAUCAACAGCUCCUCCCACAAGUCUUCAACAGCCCCUCCUGUUGCGGAAGGCCGCCUCGGUCUGUUUAAACUAAAAGGGUUCCACCAAUAUGACUACCCUACGAGGCGGUAAAUUGGACACCUUGGAUCAACUCGCCAAUCUGGCUCUGUGUGUCUAAACGCUCGCAGCUUGCCGUCAAAAUGACCCAACAUUCAUGGAACAUCUGGCAGUGUAAAAGGGGCAAGUGUUUCCCUGAAGCAGUUUGGCAUGUCAGAGAUGGGCUGUUAGCCCAGCACCUGUUGAUACAUGCUCACCUUUUGCCUCUGAUAACUUCAGAUACAGACGUUCAGGAGGUUUUAUCUGGGAGCCAAAUAAUCUACAGCUGUCUUUUCCUCUCCAAAACAAACGGACUCAGUGAUUGACACCAGUAAGAACACACGGCAGUGGCACGUUAAAAAAAUACAUGUUUUUCCAAUGUUAUUGAUGUGGAGGGGCUGCUAACUACGGUGGUCGACAUGAAAACGCAAAUGGCCCCAUCUAGAGUCAAUGUUUGGUUUUUCUGUUCUGGGCUACUGUAGAAACAUGGUGGUGUACCAUGGCAAUCACCGUAGAUGAGGACUCGCUCCCUAUGUAGAUAUAAACAACUCAUUUUAGUAAUGAAAGGACAGCAAUUAUUAUUUUCAGGUGAAUAUAGACUAAAGAAAACAUACCGAUAUUUCAUUUUUGCCAAUAUGUCCCUCUAAAUCUUACACACUGAACCUUUAAAGCCUAUAAUACUAUACAUAACCACAAAUUCAAAAUGUCAUAAUUAUGAGGUUUUCAGCAGCAACACCUCUAUUUCAUUUUUUUAACUGAGCUGUAACAAUGUUUCACCAGGAGACAUCAUGACCUUUGUAUAAAUACUUCUUAGCUGGAUUACAUUAACCUGCUUGUUACACUGUUCCUGGUACUGUGCUUCAGCCACACUUGCCAGGGUAAGAUAGUACAUUCAUUUCAGUAGAGUCAUUUCUAACUGCAUACAAGUGCCUUAUGGUAAAAGUGGCAGAUUGUGAGCUACUGGUAAAGAACACAAGGCAACUUGCAAAUUGGGUCAGGCUGUGAAGCAUCUGUUGGACACCUGUGGACAAAUAACAUCCUUCCAGCAGUUAAACAGCAUGAUGAGAGGAGAGAAGAUUUCCAGAAGAACAGAAUAUGUCAGCAAGGAACCAGACAAACUUUCUUUGGAUCUAACUGGGGUCGAUGAAGUGGCUGUAAAGCAUGAAGAGUCAGCUUGUUUUUUAGGUAUUGCUGGACAAUCUUGUAUUAGCUGCAUGAAGCUCCUGUUGCUGUUCAGUCCCUUUUUUUCCCCUCAUUGUCAUGACUCAGUGUUUUAUUUAUUUUAUGUUUGGCUGCAUUGUUUUAACAUUGUAAAUAAAAUAAAAGGAAACAAAAUAAACCCAUCAGAUAACAUACAUCGCGUCAUUGUCAGUGACCAGCGACUGGUUAGCCUGCAGUUCACUCAGUGAACACCAGGUGGAGACAAAAGUCUGGAAACUGAAAUACCCCUCUGGUCUCUGCACUAUUUGGGCCUUUUUGGUGUUUAUUUGAUACACAAAGUAAAUUAAAAUGGAUAUACAAAGUAAGUACGGAACAAAAACAAUUAUAGGAUAAUAACAGGGCUUGUAUGGAAUAAAUUUGCAUUAUUUUGUUCCUUAUUUGUAUGGUAAUGUUGCCCAUACCCUUGUGAGUGUGACUUGAAUUUGUCAGCAUGAGCAGAGACAUAUUUCAUCACAAGGACAGAUAUUGGUGGUACUUUUUUUUUGUGCUUUUGCAACGUGAUCUCACUUCUUAUCUCUCAUGUUUUUCUGCUUGGGCAGAAGCCCCUGCAUUACUGAAAUGAGUCAGCCUUUUGCAUUGUAUUUUGACACAGAAAAGGGUGGUCAUAAGAAGGGGUCGGUGGUCAGGUUUAGGCAUCACUGGUCUCCUGGGUCAGAGUCUGGUGUUUGUUGGACAGUGAUGUUGUUUGGACAUUAUCCGAACGGUGUAUUUUUGUGCCCUGUGAAUGAGGACCAGGGCGACUCUUGAAA
Molecule: messenger RNA, 7626 nt
Organism: Epinephelus fuscoguttatus (brown-marbled grouper)
Lineage: Eukaryota; Metazoa; Chordata; Actinopteri; Perciformes; Serranidae
Gene: itga7
Product: integrin, alpha 7
Exons: 25
Coding region: 249-3629 (1126 amino acids)
Biological process (GO): cell-cell adhesion; cell-matrix adhesion; cell adhesion mediated by integrin
Cellular component (GO): external side of plasma membrane; integrin complex
Molecular function (GO): integrin binding
Source: RefSeq, a predicted model, not a curated record